GGCCCCCGUCGCCUCCUUCCCCUGAACCCUACUACUGCACCAUGGCCGCCGCCCGCGCCGCCCUCCUCCGCCGCCACGGCCUCGCCGCCGCCGCCGCCAACCCCGUCCUCUUCUCCGCCCAUGGCCUCCGCUACCGCAAGCUCGAGGUCAUCCUCACCACGACGAUCGACAAGCUGGGGAAGGCGGGGGAGACGGUGAAGGUGGCGCCGGGGCACUUCCGCAACUACCUCAUGCCCAAGAUGCUCGCCGUCCCCAACAUCGACAAGUUCGCCAUACUCAUGCGCGAGCAGAGCAAGCUUUACAAGCAUGAGGAGGAGGUGGUUGUCAAAGAAGUCUCAAAGGAGGAGGAGGAUGCUCAGCAAGCGGAAGAGAAACUGAAGCAGUGUCAAGCAGCAGCAAAACGGCUCGAUAAUGCUCUAUUGGUGAUGAGGCGGUUCAUCUCCGAAGGCAUCGAGUUGCGCAAUCCUGUAACGAAGGAUGAAAUCAUUUCAGAGGUGGCAAGGCAACUCAAUGUGAACAUCCACCCAGACAAUUUGCACGUGGUGUCACCACUAUCAUCCCUCGGAGAAUUCGAGCUGCCCCUUCGCUUACCGAGAGAUAUACCACGUCCGGAAGGCAAGCUACAAUGGACUCUCAAGGUCAAGAUCAGGAGACCCUAAGUACUUUCAGUGGGUAACCUUGCUCCCCUUCCAAAGUGCUGAAUGGUACCAAAAGACCAUUGCAUCCUUCAGAUGAAGAGCAUGCCGAAAUAGAUCUUCAAACCCAACCUUUUCCCUUUACAAUUUGCUUGGGCCAUUGUCUCUGAUCCGGGUGAUAUGAUCGGCCUUUUGUUCCUACAAACAAACGCUAAGAAAUAGUGAAUAAUUUGCUUGGGGUAGGGAGCCUAGUAUUUUUGUUGCUGUUUGACUUUAUGAUAUUCUUGACUUGUUAGUGUGCCCAAUCCUGGUGUGAAAGGGGAGAUGGAUGGAUAUAAAGAAAGAAAGGUUGUGUUUGCAA
Hordeum vulgare subsp. vulgare (domesticated barley) is the source of this 996-nucleotide messenger RNA. Its product is annotated as 50S ribosomal protein L9. Gene Ontology annotation, molecular function: structural constituent of ribosome. The record is from RefSeq and is a predicted model, not a curated record. NCBI's taxonomy places the organism in Eukaryota, Viridiplantae, Streptophyta, Magnoliopsida, Poales, Poaceae. Bases 42 to 659 code for a protein of 205 amino acids. Gene Ontology annotation, cellular component: ribosome; mitochondrion. The transcript has 6 exons. Gene Ontology annotation, biological process: translation.